Messenger RNA from Triticum turgidum subsp. durum (durum wheat), 324 nucleotides. The record is from the annotation of a GenBank genome assembly. NCBI's taxonomy places the organism in Eukaryota, Viridiplantae, Streptophyta, Magnoliopsida, Poales, Poaceae.
AUGGCAAAACUCAUGUGCUUAUGUUUCAUCAUCCUCACUAUUGCGGUAGCCGUGUCGGCUGAUGAAUGUGAGGGUGACCGACAGGCCAUGAUCAAGGAGUGUGCUAAGUAUCAAAAAUGGCCAGCAAACCUGAAGCUAGAUCCGUCGGACGCAUGCUGCGCCGUGUGGCAGAAGGCAAACAUCCCAUGCCUUUGUGCUGGUGUCACCAAGGAGAAAGAGAAGAUAUGGUGUAUGGAGAAGGUUGCCUAUGUUGCCAAUUUCUGCAAGAAGCCAUUCCCACACGGCUACAAGUGCGGAAGUUACACAUUUCCUCCUCUGGCGUAG